This is a messenger RNA of Hyla sarda, 2234 nucleotides long. RefSeq names its product orthodenticle homeobox 2 (gene OTX2). The record is from RefSeq and is a predicted model, not a curated record. Bases 364 to 1245 code for a protein of 293 amino acids. Gene Ontology annotation, molecular function: DNA-binding transcription factor activity, RNA polymerase II-specific; RNA polymerase II cis-regulatory region sequence-specific DNA binding. Lineage: Eukaryota; Metazoa; Chordata; Amphibia; Anura; Hylidae. Gene Ontology annotation, cellular component: nucleus. The transcript is spliced from 4 exons. Gene Ontology annotation, biological process: multicellular organism development; regulation of transcription by RNA polymerase II.
AUGUUCUCCAGAGAGGGACAGAGCCUGAGCUCUGAGCAAGUAAUCCCCAGGAUCCUCCUCCUGCUCCCCCUUUGUAUGUGCAGCCUGAAGAGGGAGAUCACAGCUUUUAAGCUUCUAGUUUGCUCCCAGUCCUCCCAGGAAGGGUGAAGAGAGUUUUAUUUUUUUUUCCUUCUUCUUUCCAUUAAACCAACUUGGUUGAGGAUAAAGACCCUUCAUUAUUUGCAAAGAAUUUGAAGAAAACCGAACCCAAAAGGAAGAGAGGAUCCUUGGAUUCUACCACAACCUGCUGCCCACACCACCCUAACCACCACAACCACGAUUCCAGACUACUCUGCCAUCUGUGCUCCAAGCCAAGAUACUAGCAUGAUGUCUUAUCUCAAGCAACCACCUUAUGCAGUCAAUGGGCUUAGUCUUACUACCUCUGGGAUGGAUUUGUUGCAUCCUUCUGUAGGAUAUCCUGCUCUGUUUUCAGCUACCCCAAGAAAGCAAAGGAGGGAACGAACUACCUUCACCAGAGCUCAACUUGAUGUACUUGAAGCACUUUUUGCCAAAACUCGUUAUCCUGACAUCUUCAUGAGAGAAGAAGUCGCUUUAAAGAUCAAUCUACCAGAGUCCAGAGUACAGGUGUGGUUCAAAAACCGUAGAGCGAAAUGCCGCCAGCAACAACAGCAGCAGCAGAAUGGUGGGCAGAACAAAGUGAGGCCUACCAAGAAGAAGACAUCUCCAAGUAGAGAGGUCAGCUCAGAGAGUGGCACCAGUGGUCAGUUUACCCCACCCUGCAGUACCACUGUGCCGGUGAUCUCCACCAGUACUGCCCCAGUGUCUAUAUGGAGCCCAGCUUCCAUAUCUCCUCUUUCUGACCCUCUCUCCACAUCCUCCUCUUGUAUGCAGAGGUCUUACCCCAUGACUUACACCCAAGCUUCAGGCUACAGUCAAGGAUAUGCAAGCUCAACGUCUUACUUUGGGGGAAUGGACUGUGGAUCUUAUUUGACACCUAUGCACCAUCAGCUCCCUGGACCUGGAGCUACACUAAGCCCUAUGGGUACCAACGCAGUAGCCAGUCAUCUUAAUCAGUCUCCAGCUUCCCUGUCCACCCAAGCCUAUGGAGCCUCCAGCUUGGGUUUCAACUCCACCGCUGACUGCUUGGAUUAUAAAGAUCAAACAGCCUCCUGGAAGUUAAACUUCAAUGCUGACUGCUUGGAUUAUAAGGACCAGACAUCAUCUUGGAAGUUUCAGGUUUUGUGAACCCCAGUGGGAACUUUUUUUUUUUUUUUUGCUGUAUCUUUGUGACAGACACUUGGACAUUCCAGAUUGAGCCAUGUCUUGAUUGAAGAAGACAAAGACAUUUUUAUUCCCCCAACCCCCCAUCCUCUUCCCUUGCUCGCUUUUUUUUUCUGGAGUGGGAUCCCAACCAACUUCUCCAAAAAAAUAAGCACCUCUAUUUAUCCUGUGUCUCGAUACAUUCGUGAUCACCAUAGAUUUUAGCAAACGUGUUGGAUGAAAGGUUUGACAUGAAGACCAUUCUCGCUCAGGCAGUUCAUUAUCUCUCCAAGCUCGGGGUCCAGUCUGCACCCAUGGCGGUGCCCAGUGUUAGCCAACUGAUGGCACGGCCAUGUGACAACUAGAUGGCACUGAACGCUUCAGGGCUGAGUGAAUUGUGCUUGCUGAUUGUCAUAGAUGCACUACUUUAUUUAAGAAAAAUAAUAAUAAUGUUUAUAAGGAGUCAUUAUGUAGUUUUUAAAAGACAAUCAGUGUGUGUCUUAUAUAAAUGGUCAAUCUGUGUUUUGUUUGUUUGUUUGUUUAUUUUUUUUGUUCUUUUUUUUUAUUCUGUGCUAGACUUCAAAGCUGUGAUCUCCUGUAUUGUAUGCAACCACGAACUCCUUAUCAGUAGGAGUUCAGCUGUGAUUCAUAGGUUAUAAUUAUAUAUAUAAAAAAAAAGAAAAAGAGAAAAUCAGAGCCAAUCUCACCUCACCCCCCACUCUGUUUACCAAUGAGGAACUGCAAUUUACACUUUAUUUUUUAAAGACUUUUCCCAAAUCACCAAGGACUGCCGUGAUCCCUCCCAAUACUGUAAUGAAGACUUUGCUUAGUUUAAUAUGACAAUGGAGAUUUGCAAUUAAUAUUGGCCCACAUGCUUGGGUUUGUGAAGACCUCUAUGAAUAUAUAUUACACAUAGACCUUUCUUUUCUGCUCUGGAUCCAGCAAAUAUGUAUAAUUAUAUUAAAAUGACUCUA